GAUAAUGCACUAGUUGACGACUGGAUAUUCAAUUCCAAGAGUAUGAUUCAAUUCCGAUAGUUUCAAGUAUAAAUGGAAAAAAUCUAACAUUAAUUACCUACUGAUCAAUUAAAUAAUUUCAUUACGUUCCAUAAACAGUUGAUUAAUUCCACUAUCAAGCGUACAGUUAUGACAGAAGAGUAGGUAAAAUAUUGGUAAAAUUAAUUGUGUGAUUAAGUAAUUAUCGGCUAUAAAUUCCAAUAAAUUCAUCCAAAUGAUGGCUGGAUCGGCAUUAAGAAGGCUAAUGGCCGAAUACAAACAAUUAACACUGAACCCACCAGAAGGGAUAAUAGCGGGGCCGAUUAAUGAAGAGAACUUUUUUGAAUGGGAAGCUCUAAUAGCGGGUCCAGAAGGCACUUGUUUUGAAGGUGGCAUUUUUCCAGCAAAGCUACUGUUCCCACCUGAUUACCCCCUGAGUCCACCAAAAAUGCAGUUCAUUUGUGAAAUGUUUCAUCCCAACAUAUAUGCAGACGGCAGAGUUUGCAUCUCGAUUCUUCACGCGCCUGGCGACGAUCCCACGGGGUACGAGAGCAGCGCAGAACGAUGGUCCCCGGUCCAGAGCGUGGAGAAGAUAUUACUAUCCGUCGUCAGCAUGUUAGCAGAGCCAAAUGACGAAAGCGGGGCGAACGUAGACGCAGCGAAAAUGUGGCGGGAAGAUAGAGAACAGUUCAAUAAGGUUGCAGAGCGAUUAGUACGAAAGACCCUUGGUUUAACAGCGCCCGAAUAGGAUCAGAUUGAUCUAUAGAUACUUUUGUCCGUCAAUAUACCCUUGAGCCUUGUGAGCCUUCAGUAAAAGUGGCGGUUUGUAUGUUGACAACAUUUAAUUUACAAUAAUAAUUUUAAUUAGUGACAUAUAUUGACAGUUUACAUAUUUUGACAUACCUAUUGAUAACUGUAUAAUGUUAAUCUUAGUAUGUUGACAGUAUUUAUUAUAAUGAAUAAUAAUUUAUUAGUGGCAUGCAUUGAUAUUUUAAAGCUUGACCAUAAAUAUAAAACUGGUACAUGGUCUAUGUUCACUAAGUAUAAUUAAUGAUCUUGUAUAAACUAGUGCACGGAUUUUAUUAUUUUAUUAUUUGACUAAUAUUUAUAUUAUAAAAUAAGAUAUGAUUUUUCGCAAAAUGGCGAGGUAUUUUAUUUUCCUGACCAGGUUUUACUAAGUAUUGUUUUCAUAAUGCCUUAUUCAUAGAUACCAAAUUAAUCUACAAUAAUAAUAAAAUUAGAGACCGGAUUAUAUGCAACAUAAAAAGCUUGUUAGGUAUAUGCAUACAAAUAUGCAUGAAAAAUGCUUGAAAUAUCCACGAAAACUGGCAGAAUAUGCCAAAUUAAAUGAUAAAGUUUAGGAAUCCCCAAAAAAAAGAGAAAAGUAAGUAUUCAUUUUUUUAAUUUCAAAAUCAGCAUACAAUUAGUAAAUUAUUUUUUGAUAGGCGAUAAUAGGUACAGUAACAUUAUAUGACAUUAAAAUUAUUUAAAUUUUUUGUAAACGUAAGCAAUCAAAUAUUUUACUAAAUUCUCAGUGGUAAGAUUGUGUCUACGAUCAUUCAUAAUAACAAUCAUAAUCAUUUGUUUGCUCAAAUGUAGGUUAGCAUAGAUUUUACAAUUUAUUUUACCACUUGCCGUGUAAUGGCGUGCAAAUAUUUUCAUUUUUUUUCUCUCUCGUCUGGCUUUACAAAGAUUAGCCAAU
This is a messenger RNA of Maniola jurtina (meadow brown), 1720 nucleotides long. It is a transcript of the gene Ubc7, whose product is annotated as ubiquitin-conjugating enzyme E2 G2. The coding region runs from base 254 to 766 and encodes 170 amino acids. Gene Ontology annotation, cellular component: cytosol; endoplasmic reticulum. The record is from RefSeq and is a predicted model, not a curated record. NCBI's taxonomy places the organism in Eukaryota, Metazoa, Arthropoda, Insecta, Lepidoptera, Nymphalidae. The transcript is spliced from 5 exons.